UAAAAAUAAAAGUUAUUUUUGCGUAUCAGUGAUAAAAAAUUGUAAAAUGAAACUUUUAAUGUGUGGAAUGUGUUGAUAUCUGCCAGAAGAGCUAUAUUAUCAACAUGUUAUCAGUGAUUAUUUGGAUUUAUUUUUCUCGUGGAGAAGCACUUUUUUCGGCGUAACCUUCAUAAUGAUGCACAUGUUUUACUGGCUUGGUGUCAAGAUACAAGAUUUUAUAUUUCAUGGAUAUAAUAUAACUACAGUAUGGGGGUUUGUGUCAACUUGCAUAGGUUUAAUAGCGCUAGCAAUUGUUUACGAAACUAUGAAAAUCAGUCAAAUCAAAUUACGUCAAUUGACAAAGCAACAUAACCUGCCUAGUCCCAUCACUCAACCAACAGAUAGUUCGUCAUUGUUAUCAAGAGUGUCAGAAGUAUCAGUUGCAUCUGUGGGACCAUUUAGAUGCAACGCCUAUACAGCAUGGACUGUAGAAGUUGUACAUUGGUCAUUUCAUGUUACUUUGGGGUAUUUUCUUAUGUUAGCUGUAAUGACUUACAAUGGCUACAUAAGCAUUGCUUUGGUGGCAGGAAGUGGGAUUGGCUAUUACAUUUUUGGUCCAACGUUACUCGAAUUGAAAUUGAAAAAACUUCAAAAAUAUGAAAGAUUUAAAAAAUUAGAGCAAUGCCACCCUGAAUGUGCAGAUGUAGUAUCUAACGUAACGGAAAUUGCAGCAUCAAUAGUGCCAGAAAAUCAAGAAGCUGAAGUUAACAUCAACGUGAACGCAGAUGUUCACAUAUAAAGUGAUAAUUGAAAAAGUUGUUUGUAUAUAUACUUUUUAUACAUUGAUUGAAGACUAAAAAUUCAACAAA
Molecule: messenger RNA, 848 nt
Organism: Copidosoma floridanum
Lineage: Eukaryota; Metazoa; Arthropoda; Insecta; Hymenoptera; Encyrtidae
Product: protein SLC31A2
Biological process (GO): copper ion transmembrane transport
Cellular component (GO): plasma membrane
Molecular function (GO): copper ion transmembrane transporter activity
Source: RefSeq, a predicted model, not a curated record